Messenger RNA from Symbiodinium natans, 4263 nucleotides. The record is from the annotation of a GenBank genome assembly. NCBI's taxonomy places the organism in Eukaryota, Dinophyceae, Suessiales, Symbiodiniaceae.
AUGUUCCUCAGCUCAAGUUGCCCGCUGGGGCUUGGGGCUGAGAUGCUGGGAUUUGCGCUGGUCCUCUGCGCAUCCGCGGUGCACGCCAGCCAGACUUGCCUUUCUGACGCAGUUCCCCACGAGCUGCGGAGAAAUGUGACAGCCAACGGCACAAGUAUCCCGCUGGGCAUCUGGAAUGGGCAAGCCAAAUGGCAGACGGCUACGCCAACGGCUGUAUUCCAAAUUCUCGUAGAGGAGUACCUAGGCUACAAUGUAAACGUCGAGGUGUCGAAUUCUGGUGUCGCCCAGCAUGUCCUCUACGCGCUGGCUGGCUGUGACAAUCCCACAGCAAGCGACGAUGUCGACCGUGGCUGCUAUGGACAGGAGACGAAAUGGCACGCAGCAAUUGGCGUCUACCUUACACAAGAGGUGGCGCAGCACUACGAGCAGGUGCAGCGCAUGAAAAUGGGAGGAGUGCUGGAGGAUUUGUCAAGCAUAGGAUUUCCAUCAUAUGCUGGGCUUUAUGUAGAUGGCCAAGCUCAGCUUUCUGCAUUUGUACGAGAGCGGCUGUUUCUGGACGACUACAGGAACUACAACGCGAAGUACGAGAAUCCAAGCCGCUGGUUCUCUAGCAGAGCAAGCAUCAAUACGUCCAAGCUUAUACCGUGCGUGAGGUGGAGAGGCACUUUGCAGAGUGGACUGGAAAUGUUUCUCCAACUCUUUGAUGACCUAGAAGGGCUUGAUUUUUCAGGGCCGGAAAUCGUGCCUUACUGCCCGGAUGGCUUCUGGUGGCUUGCGAGAACUUGCAGGCAAAAUCCAGACGACUGCACUCCCUGCAUCACUGGGAGCUCCCACAGUUAUGUCUACGAUGUGGAGGAGGUUAUGUUCAAGGCCAAUGCGUGGAACAUGUCCUUGGCCCUGGCCGCGGCAGACGGGCAUGCGAUAGGAACCGCCUUUGCCGAGCUGGUCACGGAAGAAAGGCUCCUCUUCUAUUUUUGGGAACCGGACCUGACGUUCCGGCAAGCUCACCGGUUGAUUUCCUUUCCGGAGAACAACGAGCAACAGUGGGCUCUCGGCAACAAGGCCACAAUGGCGCAGCCCUUGGACUUGCGCAUCGUGGGCAACCAGAACCUUGACACCCUAGCGCCGGAUGUGCGGGACCUGAUGAUCAACAUGGAGAUUUCGACAGCGGAGGUGCUUGUGAUGAUGUCCGCGAGUAGCGAUGCCGCGAAAGACCUCCAGGCGGCUCUCGGAACUACUCUGAUCAGGGAGGAGUGGUGGAGCGCUGGCUGGGUCGGGGCGUGCCAGUGGCUGCAGCAAAACAGGCAGGUAUGGCAGGGCUGGAUUUCGCUGCGGUCCAACUGCUAUGCAGGGCAAGGGAUGUGGCAGGUCCUUCAGGAAACCGGUGAGUCUCCGGAUGGUCUGGAGCCUUAUGGUGGGCAGUGGCUGACCAACCGGUCCCAACGAGCAAUCUGCCGCGCUUGCCCGCCCGGGCGCUACUCUGCGCUUCUGGAGGACGCCGACGGCGCCACGGCCGUGUGCCGCCCAUGCCGCCCGGGCACCAGCCAGGCGUACUCCAUGUCCGUGAGCUGCGACUACUGCCCGGCUGGCACCAAAGCGGACCAUUGGGCCGCGACGCGCUGCGAGAAGUGCCCGCAAGGCCAGUACCAGGACGAGACCGCAGCCACAGAGUGCCGCAGCUGCGCAGAUGACAAGACCACGACGGUCCUGGCCGCUGCAAGCGAGAUGGACUGCAUCUGCAGAGCCGGCAGGUACCUGUGGAACCUGACGGAGUGCCGUCCGUGCCCGGAGGGCAUGGACUGCCCGGGCGGCUCGGGCGCGCCGCAGCAGCUCCGGGGCUUCUGGGCGGAGAACCUUGGGACAGAGGCCCGGAGCCGGUACUCGGUCUACUCCUGUCGUGACCCGGCCCGGUGCCCACAAGGCCCCCCGGGCCGGUGUAGCUUCGGGCGCACGGGGCGCGCCUGCGCCGACUGCUUCUUGGGCUACGCCUCCGAUGUGGACGGCUCCUGCAGGCCCUGCGAUGCCCUGUCUUUGUGGCCCUUCCUUCUGCUGCCCAUCGUGAUAUUGGGGCUCCUGCCGCUGCUCGUGGCCGCCAGCAUCCUGGUGAGCCGCGCGCGGCGCGUGGCCACCAGCAUCUUCAUCGUCUGCGUGAUCUUCGGGCAGCUGGUCGUCUGUCUGCAGAGCCUGGAGGCCAUCUACCAGUUCGAGAUCGCCUGGAUCGACCCGGCCAAGGCCGUGCUCUCCUCGCUGGCGCUCUUCAGCCUGGACAUCGAGUUCUCCUGCAUCCUGGAUCCCCAGAGCCACGUGGUGGAGUACGGCUCACAGCUCCUGGCCUACCCCGCCGUGUUGCUGGCCACCUUCGGCUUCUGGCUCUUGGCCCGCUGGGCCAAGCGCCCCAUCACUUUCAACUCGUUCGUGAACCUCCAUGGGGUCUUGCUGGUGGCGUUGCUCACGGCCAUGUCCCUGACGGUGAUGCGGCCCUUCCAGUGCCGGCAGAACCCCAACGGUCUCACCACCAUGGCAACCCGCACGGACGUCCUCUGCUGGGGCCCCGAGCACGGGCCGCUGGUGGUGCUGGCGGCCUUGGGCAUCCUGGCCUACCCCGUCACCAUCCUCUCCAGCAUCGCGUUCCUCACCUGGAAGUACCCUACCUGGCUCAGGUCCGGCAAAGGCCUGGAGGUGCUGGAGAAAUACAACUUCCUCUUCGGCCGCUUCCGCCCGGAGCGCUACUACUGCGGCCUCCUCCUCUCCGGGCACAACUUGGUGGUGGCCCUGAUCCCGGCGGCGCUGGUGUCCGUGCCCGCCUUGCAGGUGGGCAUCAUGGGCAUCGUGGUCUGCAUCAAGCUCGCGUCGCAGAGCCUCCUCUGGCCUUGGCGCGUCGAAGUGGCCAACUACAAUGACCUGGUCCUCUCCACGGCGCUGCUGAUCUUGCUGUUGCUCGCCUCGCCAAUGCUGCGCCUGGAACAGAAUCAGGACGGCAGCUUCCUGGUGGCGGCGCUGCUCACCGGCGUGCUCUGCCUGCUGCCCCUGGUGGCGCUGGCGGCCGCGUGCCUGGCCGCCUCGCUGCGGCUAAGGCCCCAGAGCAAGUACGACGCCUUCCUCUGCCACCACAAGGCGGGCGCCGGGGCCCUCUGCCGCUUCAUCAAGCUCAUCGUGCACAAGUACGGGCGCAUGAACAUCUUCCUGGACUCCGACGAGCUCGACGACCUCGCCCGCAUCUUCGAGAUCGUCAGCUCGGACACCCGCUGCCUGGUGGCGGUGCUCACGCCCGAGCUGCUGCAGCGCAUGUGGUGCGCCGGGGAGCUGACGAGCGCCCGCAAGCACGGAAUCCCCAUCAUCCCGCUCUACUGCGACGGCUACGCCUUCCCCGAUGCGGACAGCAUCAACAACAUCCAGUCCGUGUGGACCGAGGAGCAGCAGUACACCCUCACCAGCCACGGCAUCUCCAUGGAGGACAUCAAGGCCACCUACCGGCACCUGAGCGCGCGGAAGGGCUACGCCUUGAGCCGGCACGCCAGCCUGGAGGAGCAGGAGCGGCUGGUCCUGGAUGUGGCCAUGGCUGCCCGAGGGCCUCGAGGCGCCUGGCGCGCGGAGGUGGCGCCCCAGGGCGCCGUGGGCGCUGCGCGCAUCCUGCUCUGCUCCACGGAGCUGGAGCCCGAGGCCAUCUCCACCGUGCUGAUCCUGCAGCAGAUGGUGCAGCAGCAGCUGCGCAUCGCCACCUUCCGGGCGCGGGGCCUCAAGGACAUCGCGGCCGCGGCCAGCGCCUCCUUCGCGCUGGUGCUGCUGAGCAAGGGCGUGCUGGAGGACCCCGACUUCGCGCUGCGCGUCGGGCAGAUGCGAGCGCAGGGGCUUAGCUUCGUGCCGGUGAACGACGGCACCUUCCAGUUCCCGGCCCCGGACUUCUACCAGCAGGUGGAGGAGGGCGGCGUGGCCGGGCUCAGCCCGAACCUCGGCCGCAGCCUGGCCAAGGCUUUCCAGGCGCUGCUGGGCAUCCUGGCGCUGCCCCUCACGCCCCACGCCUCGAGCGGCAUCCUCGAGAGGCAGGUGACGCAGAUCUGCCAGAGGUUCGGCAACCUCGACGACCUGCUCGAGCAGAGGACCUUGUCCAAGACCGCCACCGACGAGGUCUGCGUCGCGGACAUCUCCAUGUCCCUCACAGGUUUCGAAGACGUGGAUGGCGAUGCGAAAACCACGCCCGACCAGGACCACAGCGCGGAGCUCAACAGUGAGUACUCGAGUCGUGAUGAUCUCUGGUACGCCUAG